AUGGAGCAAGAGGAAAGCCAAGCAGAAGGCAUCCAUUUCCAGCACCCUCAACACAUUUUCACAGGACUGGGUACCUCAGGUCUUCAGUCCUGUACCAGGAGAGAACUAGAAUCUUCUGUGAUGUCACCUGUGUUUUGGUUACAACAACUGCUUGUGGGAUAUUCAUUCAGUGCCUUUUGGGUUCUCAAUCAGGCAUUUUUUCCCGGCUGCUCAGGCUAUUUCACAAGGAGAAUGGCAAUCAAGGAGAGACCAGACCAAGUGUCUGCUGGGAAAACAUCAUCCCAAAAUUGCAACAUCACUAAUCAUAUGAAGAAUGUGAAUAAAGUAGAAGAUAUGAAACUUUAUAUCAGGAAGAUCAAUGCUGAGAGGGAAGAACUUUGUCGAAUCUUGGACACUGACAUGAAUACUGAUUUGAACUACAGGAUGAACAUUGAAUUCACCAUCAUUAAAUCACAAGAUGAGAAGACAAUGUCGGAUAUGGAAAAAAUGACCCAGUCAAUAAGUGAUACCAUUGAGAAGUACAAGGAAUUCAUAGAAGAUAAUGAUUCCUACAGCAUCAGGCAUACCCACCUCCUGAAAGAAUGCAAUCAAUUGAAGGAAAAAGUAAGGAUGCUGCUGAAUGAGAACAGAAAGCUGCUGGUAGAGCAGGCUGACCAGGAAGCAUCCUAUGGUGAAGAAAAGAGGUUCUGUGAUGAGACCAGCAAGAACAUACAUCCCACAUCAAAGCAGCAGCAGGUGUAUCAGAGGCAGAUUGCCCUCAUGGCUAACCAUACAUAUAGACAAUCCAAUGUAACAGUCCACCAACUUAUCCAGGCACUCAUCUGUGUCUCCUUCAAGUGUUCAUUUAGGUUGAAGGUGGUAGCCAAAGACAGCACAAUCAAUGUGGAAAGCCUUUGCAUGAUUUCUCAACUCUUACACCUGCAAGUUGUGUAUGAGGGAGAUCUUGACCUGGUCUGUGCCCUGUUUGAGCUUCUGCCGAAUAUUUCAGACAUAGGGGAGGAAGAGACAAAGGCCUGGAGGCAAAGAAAGUGGGGGAUCUUCGAUGAAUCAACUCCUGUGGAAACUCGUCAACGUUUGAAUCCACCCGGUGGGAAGACCAGUGACAUAUUUGGGUCCCCAGUCACUGCCACUGUGCCUCUGGCACACCCAAACAAGCCCAAGGAUCAUGUUUUGCUGUGUGAAGGUGAAGACUCUAAGUCUGACCUGAAAUCUGCAACAGACUCCACACCCAGAGGAGAGCAGGGCGACAAAGGAAGCUCAAAAGAAGUAGAGCAUGCAAAGAUACCGGAGCCCACAGCUACAGUUGACAGUCAUGAGCCCAGACUGGGGCCACGACCUCGCUCCCACAACAAAGUCCUGAACCCACCAGGAGGCAAAUCCAGCCUCUCCUUCUAUUGAGAAGCUCCUGCUCUGCCUGUAACUAGAUCAGGCAGAGAUUGAAUUGAAUGUUAGUGUUUCCUU
Messenger RNA from Mus musculus (house mouse), 1461 nucleotides. Its product is annotated as cDNA sequence AY358078. The coding region runs from base 1 to 1398 and encodes 465 amino acids. The transcript is spliced from 9 exons. The record is from RefSeq and is marked predicted. NCBI's taxonomy places the organism in Eukaryota, Metazoa, Chordata, Mammalia, Rodentia, Muridae.